UACUUGUCAAAAUCACACAUCAAUAAUAACAAUGUGUGGUUGUAUUAAGUGAUAAUUAACUGAAGGGUCUUAUUCACGGCAGCUCCACAAUCUCGACUUUUUCUGCUACUUCUUUCUUGGCCUAGAUGUUUGCUUUAGCAUGCUAUGAUUUCCUAUGUUUUUCAACUUUCCCAUUGGGAGAUACGCUGGCAAUCAAAAGUCCAAAAGAAUCCACAAAAAGCCUUCUGGAGUUUUGGCAAGAAAACAAAGAUAAGACUUUGAGAGAGACCAUUAUCUUCAACCAAGCUAGUUCCACAGUAAUGGUGCUUGUGCUUCCUGUUCCUGUUCUUGUCUAAGGUUUUUUUUUCUUUCUCUGGCUAUCUCUUGUUUGGGCCCAUUUGAGAUGGGUGACAACAAAGGAGAUACAACCAAGAAGCAAACACCCCAGCAAACUCAUCAACAACAACAACUCUCGUCUUCUCCCAAAGAGGCCCUUGAGGAGUCCUCAGAAUCAGGGCAAAAGCAUCUACAGCAACUAUCAGCUGUUGUGGAAACGGCCACUGGACCUCCUUUCAUCUCGGCGCCUUUAUAUGUCCCAACUGGUACAACUUCUCCCUAUGAACAACAAUACGAGUCAGUCAAUCCUAAGAGACCUCGAUACAACAGUGGCCAAUGGAAACUACUUCCAUCCCCAUCUUCCUUACAGUCACAAACUCAAAUGGCUAUAAUCACCAGCGAAUCAAGCCCGUCACCGACCACAAACCCUAUAAAUCCACAAUCCCAAGUUCAUACCACAGCCGCUUCCUCCUCAGACACAGCCUCAUCUCCACCCUCCUCUCCCCUCCCGUCCACGACCUCAGGCCAAGAAACCAACAAACCAGAAGGAGAGCAAUUUCAUAACCAAUUCAGAAAGGGGAAAUAUGUCAGCCCCAUUUGGAAACCGAAUGAAAUGUUGUGGUUAGCAAGGGCUUGGAGGAUUCAAUAUCAAGGUGGGUCUGAUGCGUCGGGCUCUUCUUCAAGAAUUGUUCACCAAGAGACCGGUCAUGUUACAGGCAGCGAUGCUGCAGUCCAAUCCACAAGAAGCAAAACUAGGGCUGACAAAGAUAGGGCAGUAGCGGAGUUUUUAAACAAACAUGGGAUCAGUAGAGAUGCCAAAACUGCUGGAACUAAGUGGGAUAAUAUGCUAGGUGAGUUUAGGAAAGUGUAUGAAUGGGAGAGAGGAGGUGAAAAAGAACAAGUUGGCAAGAGUUACUUCAGACUUUCUCCUUACGAGAGGAAACUGCAUAGAUUGCCCGCUUCCUUUGAUGAGGAAGUCUUUGAGGAGUUGUCUCAGUUCAUGGGGCCUCGCAUGAGAACUUCUCAAAGCAGAGGAGCUUCUGCAAUUGCUUCUAGUGAUGAUGCUCGGCCAAUUCUUUCUGGUUCUAGAGCUCUGCUUCCUCCCCCUCCUUUCAAAGAAGAUGAACUUCCUCUUUUUGUUCUCAAUAUAGCUAAACCAAGACGCUGGUGUUAUUUUAUGUUAUCUCCUUUAGUGAGGACUAAACAACUGGUAACAACUAGUGGAGGUGAUACCUUCUUUCAUGGAACUAGAGGAAGCCUGUUAGGAUUCGACACUUCACUAGACGUUGGUGUUGCUCUCCCUUAUUCUUCUUCUUCAAAGGAACUUCGUAGAAUUGGGAAGAUAAGAAUGACAUGGGAGGAGUCAGUUAGUUUAUGGGCAGAAGAAGGUGAGCACCAUAGAGGAAGAGUGAGACUUCAAGGUUCAAGCUUUUUGAAUGCAGAUGAACUCACAUUCUUUGAUGAUGCCGUGGUAGCUUGCACAAUGGAAGCCUUUGAAGAUGGCCCUCUAAAAGGUUUCACUAUAGAUAGAUUCGUUAAUGGCCAGCAAGUGAAAGUCUUUGGCAGGAGAAAUUCCUCAGCAGCUUCUGCAUCUUCUGGUACAAACAUAUUUGUUAAUGUUUCUUAUUCUGGAACUGUUCAGAAAUUUCAAUCUAAAACAAUGCCUCCAUUGGAGUUCCAAGAUCCGACAGACUACUAUGUGGGGUGCCUUCGAGUUCCCCCAACGACACUGCCUAGCUUGUUUGAGCUUUCAUGGCACUUACAAGAGCCACUACCCGAGGAAUACCGAUUUCCCCUAAGGAGAGAUGUGUACCGAGAUUUGCCACCUGGUAAAGAAGCUUUAUUUACUAUUUCUAAUGAACUGUUAGAUUGUAGAGCUAUCCUAUAUGAUAUUUUGAGCCCAAUUAUCCGCACCAACCCUAGUCUUAGUGCAGCUACUGCCACAGGCAGAGACUCGUAUAUUGGCCUUUGGGAUGAUUGCAUCAAUAGGGUUGUGUCCAAAUUUUGUUCCGUGGAAAUGGUUAUUAUUCGAAAACCUUCUUCGUCAUUGACUGAGCCAUUGCAGGAUCAAUGGCCGAACGUGACAGGUUUUGUUAGAAAUUUUUGCUUGUGGAGGGGAGAGGAGACUGAUCAACUGAGGGAAGGGCAACUUGACCCACCAUCUUCUAUUGUGGAGAAGCUGCUAUGGACUUACAUGGAUCUUCCGUAUCUAUUAGGCUAUUAUGCUGUUGGCUACAUGGUAACAUUAUGCGCAUUAAGCCGGUCACAAGAUCGCAUUAUCAGGACGGAUUUAUAUUCAGUAGAUCUAUCCUCCCCCUCGGAGAGACUAAAAGCCCUAGUGCCUUGCUGUAGAAUAGCAGGCCUGUUACCUUUGCUGGCUGAUCGAUGCUUCAAUAACGUCAAUAAUGUUGGCUCUUACAAGCAGUUCCUAUUCAGUGAUUUUGAAAGAAUUGAUUUGGGGAAUGGAAGUAAAAUGGAAAUGACACCAAAUACGGUGAUAAGAUCAUUCUCGAGCAAGAAAAAAUGGGCAGCAGUGAAAGAAAUAUAUAACAUCUUGGAUCAUCGAAUUCCACACUCUGAAUUUAUUUGUCGGGCAUCUGAGAAGGAUCUUACAUUAGUGUUUAAGCCCAGAGGGUGCAAAUCCAGGCCCAUAAACUGUGACCAGCUUGUGGAAGCUCUCAAGUACGUGACAAAAGCAUUGGUAGCUCUGCAUGACUUAUGCUUCAUGCACAGGGACUUGUGCUGGGACAAAGUGCCUAGAAGGAGCGACAGAGAAAACGAAUGGUUCGUUUGCGGGUUCGAGGAGGCAGUGGUUGCACCACAAAUAAACCCUCACCCAGCGGUAACUGCGGAGGCGGGUGGAAGGCACGCUCCAGAGAUGGGGAGGGGGUUACAUGGGGUGAAAGUGGAUGUAUGGGGGGUAGGCCACUUGGUUAACACUUGUGGGCUCACGAACAUGCCUAAAAUGCUGAGGGAGUUGCAAAAUAGGUGCAUGGAUCAGAACCCAGAGCAGAGGCCAACUGCAGCUGAUUGUUACCACCACUUGCUGCAGGUGCAGUCAGCCUCAUCCAGUGCACCCUAUUGAAGUGACACGAUGACAGAUUAACAAUUUACCAAUAUUUUUCCAUACCUAGUAUUAAGAAUCCUUUUAUGUCACAUUAAUU
Molecule: messenger RNA, 3479 nt
Organism: Durio zibethinus
Lineage: Eukaryota; Viridiplantae; Streptophyta; Magnoliopsida; Malvales; Malvaceae
Source: RefSeq, a predicted model, not a curated record